AUGGAAGGGUCAGCAGCAGCAGGAGGAGGUGGUGGAGGGGGAGGGGGAGAGUCGAAGAAGGAGGACAGCCUGCCGCCGGGCUUCAGGUUCCACCCGACGGACGAGGAGCUCAUCACGUACUACCUGCGGCAGAAGAUCGCCGACGGCAGCUUCACGGCAAGGGCCAUCGCUGAGGUCGACCUCAACAAGUGCGAGCCGUGGGAUCUCCCGGAGAAAGCGAAGCUGGGAGAAAAAGAGUGGUAUUUCUUCAGCCUAAGGGACCGGAAGUACCCAACAGGUGUUCGAACAAACCGUGCCACUAACGCUGGUUACUGGAAGACAACGGGGAAAGAUAAGGAAAUCUACAGCGGUCAGCUGCCAGCCACGCCAGAGCUAGUAGGGAUGAAGAAAACCCUGGUGUUCUACAAGGGAAGAGCUCCUCGGGGUGAGAAGACAAACUGGGUCAUGCAUGAGUAUCGACUGCACUCCAAAUCAGUCCCCAAAUCUAACAGGGAUGAGUGGGUGGUGUGCCGGGUGUUCGCCAAGAGCGCCGGCGCCAAGAAGUACCCGUCCAACAACGCGCACUCGCGGUCGCACCACCACCUCCACCCGUACGCGCUGGACAUGGUGCCACCCCUCCUGCCCACGCUGCUGCAGCACGACCCCUUCGCGCGCCACCACCACCACCACCACCACCCGUACAUGACCCCGGCCGACCUGGCCGAGCUCGCGCGCUUCGCCCGCGGCACGCCGGGGCUGCACCCGCACAUCCAGCCGCACCCCGGGACGUCGGCGGCGGCGUACAUGAACCCCGCCGCCGCCGUGGCUGCGCCACCGUCGUUCACGCUCUCUGGCUGUGGCCUCAACCUGAACCUCGGCGCCUCGCCGGCCAUGCCGUCGCCGCCUCCGCCGGCGGCGGCGGCACUCCACGCGAUGUCGAUGGCGAUGGCGAUGAGCGGCCAGACGGCGCCGAGCUGUGCCGGCGGCGGUAACCAUCAUCAGGUGAUGGCAGGUGAGCACCAGCACCAGCAGCAGAUGGCGACGGCGGCGGGGCUCGGCGGCUGCGUGAUCGUGCCCGGAGCGGACGGAGGGUUCGGCGCGGACGCGGCCGGGGGCCGGUACCAGAGCUUGGACGUGGAGCAGCUGGUGGAGAGGUACUGGCCUGCCGGGUACCAGGUCUAG
This is a messenger RNA of Miscanthus lutarioriparius, 1161 nucleotides long. Lineage: Eukaryota; Viridiplantae; Streptophyta; Magnoliopsida; Poales; Poaceae. The record is from the annotation of a GenBank genome assembly.